Molecule: messenger RNA, 156 nt
Organism: Lathyrus sativus (Indian pea)
Lineage: Eukaryota; Viridiplantae; Streptophyta; Magnoliopsida; Fabales; Fabaceae
Source: the annotation of a GenBank genome assembly
AUGCAGAAAUUUUUUAAACAAAAAUUACCAUCAGAAGAACAAGAUUCUAUUUCUCAACAACAACAUAUUAAGUUUAAUUUGAAAGAGUUGCCAUCAGAUCUUGGAAAGCAACCUAAAAUGUCAGCAUAUCAUUCAAAUGAUCAAGAAUACGCAUAA